CAGAGCGCACGGACGCGCAGUGGAGACAGAAGCGAGCCUCUCCUCGCGCUGUGUGUCUUUAACGCACAGACACAGAGAGAUAAGGCGAGGAGGAGCUCCAGCAACACACGCUCGUACACGGGGAGGCUGUUAGACGCACUUGGAUUACCGGCCAGUCGACUGUCACCGCUCAGAACGGCCGCGGACCGGCGCCCUGCCCCGCGCUCCCCUUACCGUGCGCACCGCCGGUCAUUAAUCCAUCUCAUAAAACAGAAGCCAGAGCCCCCGGACACACGAGCCACAGUAGCAUUUGAUUGAUUUUUUUUAAUUGUGGGUUUUAUCUCCGUGGAUGCAAAAAAAAGUUUAUUUUUUCUUUUUUAAAUGUACUGCCACUGCGUUAAAUAGGGUCGGAGCGCAGCAGCAGGGAGUCAGUCUCCUCCGAGGGAAGGAAACAUCAGGCUUCUCCUGCACAAGCAUCUGUUCUCUGCAGUUUCUCUCAUCUCUUCAAGGCAGAUUUGCCCGUGAGAGGAAGAUAUGAAGUUAGCGGGCUCCCUGUGGACCCUAUGGCUUCUCCUGGUGCACAGGGCUGCAGCAGGGACUGAGCCAAUCUCAGACCCAUCACUUAGGCGUGGACAGAGCAUGACAGAGGGACAGAGUCCGGCGGUGAGCCAGGGUCAAUUCCAAUGUCUUCAGCUGUCCAACAAAGACCACCAAGACAACAGAACCGGUACAUUCUGUGGACGUAUAUGGGAUGGUUUAUUUUGCUGGGAUGAGACACCAGCUGGGACAUCUGUAACACAAAACUGUCCAGAACAUCCUGACCGGGACCCGACUGAAAAAGUGACCAAAUAUUGUGACAAAUUGGGCAACUGGGUAAAAGAAACUGGUUCCACAUGUCAGCCUGAUUCAAAGGACAAAUUACAGGAAAUCCCCCAUUUUUUGAGGGGCGCUGCAGGAGAGUUGACAACCAUUGAGGCCAUUGAGGCCUACAAAGAAAAAAGCAGCGAUGUUCAGAAAAUGGUCUUUGAGAAUGAAAAGAAAUGCUUCGAGAAAAUGGAGCGAGAUCCUCCGUAUGACAAAUCAGGUCUGUUCUGCAGUCGUAACUGGGAUGGCUGGCUAUGCUGGGACGAUACUGCAGCGGGAACCUACGCCUCCCAGAGCUGCCCAAAUUAUUUUACUGACUUAGAUCCUGAAGAAACGGUGAUUAAAUUCUGCAGAGAGGACGGGCAAUGGUUUCACCACGCAGAGACCAAGAGGAUUUGGACCAACUAUACACUGUGUGCUACCACCCAUGACAAAAGACAAAGGGAAGUGAAAAUGCUUGAGAAUCAAUACAAAUGCCUCCUCAAGAUAAAUCGAGAUCCACCUUUGAACACUUCAGGUCUGUACUGUAGACGGAACUGGGAUGGCUGGCUGUGCUGGGAUGAUACUCCAGCUGGAACCUACGCCUCCCAGAGCUGCCCUGAUUAUGUUUUUGCCUUGGGCCCCACAGCCAAGGCAACUAAGUACUGUGGAGAGGACGGCCUGUGGUUUCGCGAUCCAGAGACCAACAGCACAUUGACUAACUAUACACUGUGUGCUGUCAACACUAAGGAGAAGUUGAAGGUAGCUGCCCAGCUCUCCGGAGGCGCUGAGGAUCAGCCCGCUGAUGAAGCCACGGUCAGCCCCACAGUUAACCCCCAAGAACAGGAAAUCGUGCGGAAGAAGAUCCUCGACAGCCAGUACAAAUGCUUUGAGAAAAUGAAUCGAGAUGUACCUUAUAACAAAUCAGGGAUUCACUGCAGUCGUAACUGGGAUGGCUGGCUUUGCUGGGGCGAUACUCCGGCAGGAACGCACACGUCUCAAAACUGCCCCAAUUAUUUUGUGGAUUUUGACCCGACAGAAAGGGCCACUAAGUACUGUGGGGAGGAGGGUCAGUGGUUUCGCCACCCGGACACCAACAGGACCUGGUCCAACUACACUCUCUGCAACGAAAACACCAAGGCAAAAUUGAAGUCAGCGUACAUUCUUUUUUACAUGGCAAUCGUGGGUCACGCUUUAUCCACAGCGUCGCUGCUCAUCUCUCUGGCCAUCUUCUUCUACUUCAGGAGUCUGAGCUGCCAGAGGAUCACCCUCCACAAGAACCUCUUCUGCUCCUAUGUGCUCAAUUCCGCCCUCACCAUCAUCUACCUUGUAGCGGUGGUCAACAAUCCUGAAGUGGUGGGCAGAAACCCGGUCGGCUGUAAGGUGUUACACUUCUUCCACAUGUACAUGCUGGGCUGCAAUUACUUCUGGAUGCUGUGUGAGGGCAUCUACCUGCACACACUCAUCGUGGUGGCUGUGUUUGCAGAGGAGCAGCAUCUGCACUGGUACUACCUCCUGGGCUGGGGCUUUCCACUAGUCCCUGCAUCCAUCCACGCCGUGGCAAGGAAAAAGUAUUUUGAUGACAACUGUUGGAUGAGUGUGGAAACCCAUCUGCUCUACGCGGUCCAUGGUCCUAUAGUGGCAGCGCUUCUUGUGAACCUCUUCUUCUUACUAAAUAUCAUAAGAGUGUUGGUGACAAAAUUGAGAGACACGCACCGGGCAGAGUCCAACAUGUACAUGAAAGCGGUGAGAGCCACCCUGAUCCUGGUGCCCCUGCUGGGAAUACAGUUUGUCGUUUUCCCCUGGAGGCCAGAGAACCGGCUGGCGGGGGAGGUCUACGAGUACAUCAUGCACAUACUCAUGCAUUACCAGGGUUUACUGGUGGCAACAAUAUUCUGCUUCUUCAAUGGAGAGGUGCAAGCAACUCUAAAGAGACAGUGGAUGCAGUAUAAGACCCAGUGGGGUCAGAGACGAAAGGACCACUGCUCGAUGCGCUCCACGUCCUACACGGCCACCUCCAUCAGCGAGGUACCUGCCUUCAUGUACAACCACGACUGCAACAGCGAAUACUUGAACGGCCGCCACAUGGAGGACUCCGAGCUGGAGAAGCUGAAAACAGGGGAUACAUACGCAUGAGCCACACUGAGGAUAAAGAGUGUAGCAGUGGGAAGAGUCAAGGAAGAGCAACAGAGAAACAGAGAUGUACAGUAAGGACGGAAAAUUCAUCCAGUUUUCCCACCAUAUCUCAGUGAUUAAAUCUCAGAGGCUAAUUCUGGUUUAUUCAGCCCAGGGUGAAAAUACGGGUCUGGACAUAAAGAACUCAUUGAGACGGAGAUGGACAAGCUAUGAAACUGACACUUUGACUUUUUUUGAGAACUUUGAUGUUGAGAACUUGUGGCACGAGACAAGAGCCCCUUUUGACACGCGCCACUUCCUAAAGCUGCUAACUGUGUGAGCGCGCUCACAGUAACGGAGGCUUGUGCUGGUGUGGAGAUGGAAAUAACUGUGACUGGGACGACAGCAGGGAGGGGACCGUGUGGGAUCUGUUUGAGAUGAUGGAGCUGAAUGUAAUGGUAGCGAUCACACCAGUUAUGUGACUAAACGGUGAAUGAAUUAUGAUGUGUUGAUGAUGAUGAUGUUGAUGGUGAAGGAGAAUCCUUCCAAACCUCACCUAUACCAAAGGGUACUGUAUGUUGGUCAGCUAUGAAGAGGUGUACUGUCCAGAUGAGCACAGAUGUGGUACCCUGACGGAAAGGACACACACACACACACACCCACCCACCAGUAUUACAAACCUUAUAAAAAAAAAAAAAAAACUCUGUGCUCUGGAAUUGUGUACAUAAUGUAUGUUCACUAUGUUUUAUUUGGAAAAGUGUUUCAAUGUUUUGAAAAGAUUUUAUUUUUGUUUUCUAUGAACAUUUGAUUCUCGCCGGUUCCUCCGUACGUGCUUCGUGUUUGUCCUGUGAUGCUGCACUCCCGACUGCUUUGUUGUUUUGCAGUUGCUGUACUUGUGCCGAUGCCGAACAUCACAGGGCUGAAACGCUAAAUAAGCUAAAUGCACACAUACACACAAAAAUAGAGAGAGAAAAAAAAAACGUUUAUCUUUAUGUUUAACAGCCACAAGAGUUGUUUCACUGUUAUAAGUCUAUGAUGCUAUAGGUUGUGCCAAUGACUCUGACAAAGACGCAGUUUCUCUCAAGCAUGGAGGCUGCUCUGUUUGAACUUAUUCUCGAUCAUCUUUUUGUCACGUUCAGGAUGCCUUUAAUCAAUCUUCUGCUUGUUGAAAAUGUGAAAUUCUUUCCUCUGUGCAUAUUUAUUCAUGAAAUUUGUAGCAUUUUGUAUGAAUGAGCAUCCAGGGCAAAAGAAACAGAGGAGAAAAGAUAAAACGGUGAACGCUCUUGUUGUCAUAAAGGCACAUUUCACUUUCCAAAAACAUGAAUGUGUCCUAUACACAUUCAUAUAACUUCUAUGUCAUGUCAUUGUUGAUUUGUUGUCAUUUUGGAGGAUGAAAGUUAAGAAUCCUGCAUUUAAAUGUGAAUAUAAACUAAGGACUACAGUGAAUUCUCCUAACCCUAACACAACAUCUUCAAAAUCGUCAGUUCUUUUUAAACUCUAAUAAAAGAUGUAUCAUGCA
Hippoglossus stenolepis (Pacific halibut) is the source of this 4456-nucleotide messenger RNA. It is a transcript of the gene calcr, whose product is annotated as calcitonin receptor. The transcript has 22 exons. Gene Ontology annotation, molecular function: calcitonin receptor activity; amylin receptor activity. Gene Ontology annotation, cellular component: plasma membrane; axon. NCBI's taxonomy places the organism in Eukaryota, Metazoa, Chordata, Actinopteri, Pleuronectiformes, Pleuronectidae. Gene Ontology annotation, biological process: adenylate cyclase-activating G protein-coupled receptor signaling pathway; cell surface receptor signaling pathway; positive regulation of cytosolic calcium ion concentration. Bases 514 to 2958 code for a protein of 814 amino acids. The record is from RefSeq and is a predicted model, not a curated record.